Aaosphaeria arxii CBS 175.79 is the source of this 1911-nucleotide messenger RNA. RefSeq lists its product as uncharacterized. The transcript has a single exon. NCBI's taxonomy places the organism in Eukaryota, Fungi, Ascomycota, Dothideomycetes, Pleosporales. The record is from RefSeq and is a predicted model, not a curated record. The coding region runs from base 1 to 1911 and encodes 636 amino acids.
AUGGCCGUGGUAUCUCGCAUCGCGUGGACUCACCACAAAUCCCUCAAGGACUCGAACUACGCAAACGAACAUACAGUCGAUAUGAACCAUGAUCCCAAAUACAGCUCUUUUCAAUUUGACAACUCCUGGAAGAGGAAGUUGAGUACCAAGCAGAAUAAGGGUCACUGGGUCCCCACUCUCUCUGGCAUGAUCAAGGCUGGGGAUGAAGCCGUCUACAGCUCGUCGCUCUUCCAUCAGCUCGUCGCUCUCCCUGGAGAGAUCACCCUUCAGAUGCUGAAUAAUGCAUUCGCAGAAGAAUUGAAGAAGAAGCCUGCCGCAGCACGAGCCGAGCUUUCACAAGAUAUCGCGAAGUUCAUCUCCGCUACAACUCAUACUCGUAGCCGCAGGAGAUCGCGCGAAUCGUUCGGUCAGGAACCUAAGCAAGAGCCCGCUGGAAGGCAUCGGUCCCGGUCCUCUAUCGAUAUACUGGAGCGAGGCCUCAGUCGCUCAACUUCCAGGUCCAAGAAGUCGAACGACAUCCUCGUCGGCACAUGCAACCCGGUACCGUCAUCCCAAGGGAAGGCGAUCAAUUCCUGGGCCCAUGAUCUCCGUCCAGGGAGUCUCGACGGCAAGUCAAACAUCAUCGUCACUCCACCCGAGCUCGCCGCACUGGCUAUCACUCUUGGUAUCCAACCCGAGUUUAUGCAUGACUUGAGCGGUCAAACAGAACGCAAGAACCCGGUGGUGCACGGCAACGGUGCGUUUGGCAUUUCCAUGCAUGCGGUCCCGACCGUAGACGAACGAUACCAAAUAACUCUCACACAAUUCAAGCGAAAGAUCUCACAGCUUCCCGCGCGUGGAUCCGGCUUCUCGACAUUGUACGCCAAACACCUGGCGUCUGGUUCCCUUCCAUUCCUCCAGGACGAGAGGGCCGUCAACUCCAUCUUGGUCACCGGCGAGACUCUCCAUGCACUCAAAGAGGGUUCGAGUGUCCAUUUCGAACCAUCGUUGUCCGACUCGAAGGCGGCGAACUUCCUUCAAAGUCUUCCAAGCUCCCGACAGUCUCGAUUCUUUGCUCUCGCCCCAUCGACGAACUCAAAUUCCUCGACAUCACUUCUACUCCAUGCCAUCACAGCGAUGCCGUUCAGCGGCGGCCUCGUUCCCAUCGCCUCUGCACCCCUAGUAGAUACUGUGCAAUUCGUUACAUCGGCCGGCCUUCCCGCUGCUCGCCUCCUUCAGCGAUUAGAUGCACUUGUCGACAAGGUCAACCGCCACUCUCCCCAUCUUCAGCUUUUUGGUCCGCUAUUCGAUGACGAAAACGCUGGCCUCCGCGUCCGUGUCGAUGAACGCCUUAACAAGCUCGCCACCGAUCCCACCGCCUCAGAACCCAUCAUCGACAAGGCGGCACGCAUGCACCGCUACACCACGCUCCUAGAACGUCUCAUGGCCCUCGUCCCAGACACCACCCCCGCAGAAGUCCUCAUCGCCGUCCGCGAGGCCCUACAACGGGACAUCGAACACAGCUAUCAAGAUGCCCGAGCCGCCCACAACAACCCCGACAUCGCGACCACAAUGGCCGAAUUCAUGUCCCUCCCCCGUCGCUGCCACCUCUCCAACCCAGCCUCGACCACCACCUCCAUCCCCACGCUCUCCCCCGUCUCAUCGCCAUCGUGCAGCCCCACGACCCCCAAAUCCGGCACCUGGUCCCCGCGCCGAUCCAGCACGACCUUCCCGCCCCACAACCUCGGAAAGCAGGUCGAAUCCAUACUCAAAGCCAGCCUGCCUCUCUCCGUCGAGACUAUCGCAGUCGUGGCGCGCCUCGUGCUCGUCGCGUGGACGCUCAGCGUCGAGCGCGUGGCGUGGGAGGAUAGCGACGAGGGGGUGAGGCUGCCGGCGGUAGAGGAGCUGCCCGAGGUGAUGGCUAUGCGAUGA